UGCCAACAUCCUCCUCCCUUUCGCCAUGGAACUGUCUCGAUCCUUCUUCGCAAGACCCGUUAGAACAACACCGACGCCAAGAAACACAGCUGUGUUUGUUGAAACUCGCCACUUGGGUCGAAAUCUGAAACGGGUCUUUGAGUUUAGCCCAUUUGGAGGCAGUUCUCGAGUGUCCAUAGCCAGGGGCUCAGUUCAUCACCUCUUACUUGCUGCUCCAGUCGAGACAUCCUCUACUUGUCCGGAAAUCGAAUCCAAAACAGAAAAGUUAGAAGCUUUAGAGGAAGGCAUUGAGAAGGUUAUUUAUCGGUGCCGCUUCUUGACGAUUCUGGCAGUUUUUGGCUCCCUGGUUGGAUCAUUUCUGUGUUUUGUAAAGGGUUGCACCUAUGUUGUGGCAUCUUUCACUGAGUACUUUGUUAAUAAUAGCAAAGUGAUUAUAUUGCUGGUAGAGGCCAUAGAUGUCUAUCUCUUGGGAACUGUGAUGCUGGUCUUCGGAAUGGGACUUUAUGAACUUUUUGUUAGCAAUCUCGGUCCUGCCCAUUCACAGUCAGGCAAAGGAGUUCCACAGGGGUCAAAUCUUUUUGGCUUAUUCACUCUCAAGGAACGACCUCAAUGGUUGGAAAUCAAAUCUGUCAAUGAGCUGAAAACAAAAGUUGGCCAUGUUGUAGUAAUGCUGCUGCUUAUUGGUUUCUUUGAAAAGUGUAAGAAAGCAGUCAUUCACUCUCCCUUGGAUUUACUUUGUUUCUCCGCUUCCGUACUAUUUUGCUCUGGUUGCCUCUUUCUACUUUCAAAGCUCACUGACUAAAUGAAUUCCUUUUGUAUAUAGUUCAGUUCUUAUAUUAGUUUAUGGAUUGAAAGAACCAAAUAAUCUGAUAUAUAUGCUCAUAUCAUUAUCAUCAUCCGAGUCUUUAUCCUAAGUGUUUGGGAUCGGCUACAUGAGUUUAUGAGUAAAUCAAUAGGAAUCCACUAUGUGUAUUUGUUUU
Messenger RNA from Tripterygium wilfordii, 980 nucleotides. RefSeq lists its product as uncharacterized. NCBI's taxonomy places the organism in Eukaryota, Viridiplantae, Streptophyta, Magnoliopsida, Celastrales, Celastraceae. The transcript is spliced from 5 exons. The record is from RefSeq and is a predicted model, not a curated record. Bases 26 to 802 code for a protein of 258 amino acids.